Molecule: messenger RNA, 1723 nt
Organism: Coregonus clupeaformis (lake whitefish)
Lineage: Eukaryota; Metazoa; Chordata; Actinopteri; Salmoniformes; Salmonidae
Gene: aph1b
Product: APH1B gamma secretase subunit
Exons: 6
Coding region: 416-1192 (258 amino acids)
Biological process (GO): Notch signaling pathway; positive regulation of catalytic activity; protein processing
Cellular component (GO): endoplasmic reticulum; gamma-secretase complex; membrane
Molecular function (GO): protein-macromolecule adaptor activity
Source: RefSeq, a predicted model, not a curated record
UACAAACCUUGUUUACAUCUUUCUCUAAAGUCGAUGGUGGCAAAGACGUUCAAUUCACACGUAUAAAACUACCGUAUGAAUAGCUAUUUUUGAAUUCAGUUUCAUCAUGUUUGUCUGAAAGCAUUUAUCAUUGUAUGUAAGCAACCAGUGAAUAUUGGCUAUGUGGGAACUUUUGUCGUUCGUCGAAUAUCUUCGCUCUUGCAGUCACGUGCCUGCAAACAAUCAGAGCAGGAAACCCACAAUAAAAUAGAAAACAAUGAGAUUAUAUAGAUACCCUUCAGGUUUACUUCGGUUGUAAAGAAGCAUCCAAGCUCUCGGAGAAGACACACUGUUUCAUCCAUUGAAGAGAAGAAGGACCCGGCGUCGGAGGUUUUGUUAACAGUCUAACUUGAGUCGAAUCGGACCAAGCCCCAAAAUGACUGCAUCUGUGUUCUUCGGGUGUACAUUCAUCGCUUUCGGCCCUGCCAUUGCACUGUUCUUGUUUACUAUUGCCAGGGACCCACUCCGAGUGAUAUUUCUUAUCGCCGGGGCGUUCUUCUGGUUGUGUUCUCUGCUGCUGUCUUCACUAGUGUGGUUCAUCACAGUUCAGAUCAGCGACAAAGAGAGUGCCUCCCAGCAGAAAGGACUGCUCAUAUUCGGGGUGGUGCUCUCUGUGCUGCUGCAGGAGACGUUCCGCUUUGGCUACUAUAAGCUGCUGAAGAAGGCAAACGAAGGCUUGCUCACGCUGAGUGCAGAGGAAACCAUGCCGAUCUCCAUACGGCAACUGGCCUAUGUGUCUGGGCUGGGGUUCGGCUUCAUGAGUGGAGCGUUUUCAAUGGUCAAUAUCCUGGCCGACUCUAUUGGCCCCGGCACCAUUGGUAUCCAUGGAGACUCCCAGCACUACUUCCUGUCCUCAGCCUUCAUGACCAUGGCCGUCAUCCUGCUCCACAUGUUCUGGGGGGUGGUGUUCUUUGAUUCCUGUGAGAAACAACACUGGUGGUCCCUGGCUGUGGUCGUCAUCAGCCACCUGCUCGUCUCCUGUCUGACAUUCCAGAACCCUCAGUACGUGGGCAGCCUGGUUCCCACCUACAUAAUCAUGUUCCUCAUGGGUCUCUGGGCGUUCUUCUGCGCCGGGGGAUCUCUCCGGAACCUUAAACUCUGCCUCACCUGCAAAGACAAGGACUUCCUGUUGGCCAACCACCGGCCCAGAUAACAGAACACUGCUAAAGACACACACACACUGUCUGGGGACUCUACCCAACAGGACACACACACACUGUCUGGGGACUCUACCCAACAGGACACACACACACCACACAAACAAACAAAUAAGUGAAAGACAAGGACACACUGGGUCAAUGAUGUCCCCCCCCCCCCACCUGGGUUCUGGAAAUAGGCUCCAGGGAUGUAGUCCAGAGAGUAAAUGCUGUUUAAGCACCUUUUUUAUUUUUUGCGAAGGGCGUUUCCAGAUCUAUUACACUACAUUAGUAAUAGCAUCAUCUAGAGGGCUGUUCUUUUCCCCACUACAUCCUUGGCAGACAGACACUGCUCAGAGUGGUUGAUAAACUGGUUAGAAAUGGGGUAGAGUGACAUGGGCACAUUUGAUCUGUGUGUAAUGUAGGACAUGUCGGUCCUUAACGAGACGGUACCUAUUUGACACCAGACUGGUCAAUCUCUCUCUCUCUCUCUCUCUCUCUAUCUCUCUCUCUCUCUAUCUCUCUAUUCUCUCUCUCUCUCUCUCUCU